UGCGCUUUUCACUUUCUAUUUCAUUCAACAGAAUGCUCUCGCGAAAACCAGCAAAAACAUUUGCCCACUUUUGAAAAUAUUUUCUAAUUUCAAGGUCUUCCUGGAUAACAUAUUAAAGGCUGUGGAAAGAUCCCAACAGGCCAAAAAAGUGGACCCGCGAUUUAAAUAGGUGACAAAAUUUGACCUGCUCAUGCUAGAAUGCCAAGCAAAAAGAAGAAAUACAACUCUAGAUUCCCCCCGGGAAGAAUUAAGAAAAUAAUGCAAACGGAUGAUGAAGUGGGCAAAGUGGCACAAGCUGUUCCUGUCAUCAUCUCAAGAGCACUGGAGUUGUUCGUCGAGUCCCUUUUAACCAAGGCAGUGCAAAUCACCACUGCCAGGAAAGCCAAGACUUUAACUCCUUCACACAUGAAACAUUGCAUUUUAUCGGAGAGUCGAUUCGAUUUUUUGAAAGAAUUUGUAAAGACGGUACCUGACUUGGUGGGGGACACCGAUGACAUUCCAGGGUCAUCCAGCUCCUUCACGACCCUUGAGGAAUUGGCCGCUCCUCCUACCCUAACGCUUCCCAAUGGUGUGCACAUCACGGUCAGUCCAGGUGACGGCGCUGCUGCGGCCGUCUCAUCUGCCCAAGUAGAGUCGCAAUCACCAGUUCCACCCUUGGCCCCGAUGCCACCAUCGCUAAUACCUGCAGUGCCUCCCCUGAUAUACUACCCUCAGGCGUCUCCAGUCAAAAGCAUAGCAGCGUCCGCAGCGUCAACGUCUCCCUCUCACCUGGAGAUCGACGAGGAUUACGAUGCUGUUUGAACAAAAGACUUUUGGACACAAUCAAUUCUCACCAAUGCCAAACCUGUGUAUCGCAAGAUGGUUUUUAGCAGAAAUUUGGUUUCAUCAGUUCGUGGUAAAGACACAACACAUGACCCCGGUGAUUUUUGGCCAUGUCAGCAUUGGCACACCAUCAGUUUAGCAUGAUGAUCGUUGCACCCAUUCCAUCUUGAUUUCAAAAACGAUUUAUUUUAACCGCGCUUUAAAAAUGCAGUGUAAAAUGUAUAAUGAUGUACUCUGGCUCCUACGCAAUGCAGUUUAAACCAGUAAUAAAUUAUUUUGUAGGAUUUCA
Molecule: messenger RNA, 1111 nt
Organism: Cloeon dipterum
Lineage: Eukaryota; Metazoa; Arthropoda; Insecta; Ephemeroptera; Baetidae
Gene: NC2alpha
Product: negative cofactor 2 alpha
Exons: 5
Coding region: 199-801 (200 amino acids)
Biological process (GO): transcription by RNA polymerase II
Cellular component (GO): negative cofactor 2 complex; nucleus
Molecular function (GO): core promoter sequence-specific DNA binding; RNA polymerase II general transcription initiation factor activity; protein heterodimerization activity
Source: RefSeq, a predicted model, not a curated record